GUGUUAUCACAAAACGAACAGUCAGCUGGUAUUAUUUUCUGGGAUUUGUUAUUUGUUUAGUCAUCAGAAAGCAAUGAAAUUUGUUUAUAAUAUUCAUGAAAAUUGCUAAAACUCGAACAAUUGCCAUCACAAAAUGAAUAACAGUAAUCCAAACAUAUUUUUUAAUCCACUUAUUAGUGGCAUACAAAAGGUGGUACUUUACGAAACGCGCACUCGUCUCUACCUAGUGGGCAGCAAUAAUCGUGAAACGCGUUUUCGCAUGCUUACCAUUGAUCGCACACAGCAUGAUCGUGUUGUCAUCGAUGAGAAUCCCAAUGAACUGAAUGCAUUGGAAAUACGCAGAUUCCUCAUUUCACUCGGCAGCUCACCGCGCAUUACCUCCGCCUAUGGUGUGCUUGGUUUUGUGCGCUUUCUCGAAGGCUACUAUCUGCUGCUUGUCACAAAGCGCAAAUGUUGCGCGCAUAUUGGCAUGCAUUUGAUUUACACCAUAAAGGAUACGGUCAUGGUGCGCGUAAAUGAACCGACAACAUUGCGUGCACCGCACCCCUAUGAAGAACGUUAUAAGAAAAUGUUUCAGAGCAUCGAUUUGCGUAGUAAUUUUUAUUUUUCCUAUUCAUAUGACAUAACGCGUACGCUACAGUAUAAUGAGUCGGCACCGCGUUUUGUAGGACCCAAUGUAGAUUUGGACAACGAUGAGCCAUUGCCCGCCUGGGAUACACUCACCAAUAAUGUUGUUGCACCGGACGAGCGUGUGAACUAUGCAUUUCGCAGCAACCCACGUACGCGCUUUGUCUGGAAUGCGUUCCUCUUGCAGCCAAUGCGUGGCAUUGUGCUGAAGGAUUGGAUGUUGGAAGUGACACAUGGCUACAUUAGUCAGUCGUGUAUCAGCGUGUUUGGACGUCAUGUUAAUGUGUGUUUGAUUGCAAGGCGCAGUACACGCUUUGCGGGUACAAGAUUUCUAAAGCGCGGCGCCAAUCGUAUGGGUGAUGUGGCAAAUGAAGUGGAGACGGAACAAAUAGUCACGGAUGGACAACGUAUGUGCUCAUUCACACAAAUGCGUGGCUCAGUGCCUUCGCACUGGUCACAGGAUGUGAUCAAAAUGGUACCGAAACCUCAAAUACAAUUAGAUAUUUGUGAUCCAUAUGCGCAAACACCAGCUCGUCACUUCGAUCGUCUACUCUUCCACUAUGGUUCACCGCUAAUUAUGUUGAAUUUGGUGAAGAAACGCGAGAAGCGUAAACAUGAGUCGAUUAUCUCCAAGGAGUUGGUUUAUAGCAUACGUUACUUGAAUCAGUUCUUGCCACCGCAACACCGCAUGAAGCACAUACAUUUCGAUAUGGCGCGCAAGAGUCGUGGUGGUGGCAAUGUUAUGGAAAUGUUGGCAGACAUUGCGGAGAGCGUAGUGCAACAAAAUGGUAUGUUUUUCAAGGCGCGCGGUAGUGCAUGCACAUUCCAAACAGGCAUAGUGCGUACGAAUUGCGUCGAUUGCUUAGAUCGCACCAACACGGCACAAUUCGCGAUUGGCAAGUGCGCGUUGGGUCACCAGCUGGAACGUUUGGGUUUUGUUAAAUCCGCCAAACUCGAGUUCGACUCGGAUUGUGUGACGAUGUUGGAGAAUCUGUACGAGGAGCAUGGCGAUACGCUGGCCUUGCAAUAUGGCGGCUCACAGCUGGUACAUCGCAUCAAAACCUAUCGUAAAACAGCGGCAUGGGCUUCGCAAGGCAAUGAUAUAAUGCAAACAUUGAGCCGCUACUACAGUAAUACUUUCAGUGAUACGGAGAAACAGCAUAGCAUUAAUCUCUUUUUGGGCUACUACAUACCCAGCAGAAGUCACACGAAGCAGAAUCAACCGAUUUGGGAGCUACAGACCGACUACUACAUGCACAAUGUUUACAAGCCGCUCACACCAGAGAAUGAAACACGUCUCAUUACCGACUGGGUGCGUCACAAAGUGCGCUCAUGUCUGCCCUGCUCCACUUCAGACUCCAAUAAAAUUGUUAAAGAACUAUUUCGCGUGCAUUCCAAAGGUCUCGAAAUGAUUGAUUCCUACUCGAAUUAUCAUCAGUCAUUUAAAUGGACCGAUCUCAGUGAGCACAUAGCUUUCGAGAUUAGCCAACUGGCACUACGUUAUAUGCCGACAUUCCGCACUAACUACUCGCCAUUCCAGCGUCAAAUACAGGAUCGCAAAGCACGCAAAAAUCCCAAUCUCACCGGUCAAAGUUCGACCAGCUCAACCAAUAGCAAUUCAUCGAGUUCUAGCGAAGCGGAUGAUAGCUCCUCCGAUGAGGAUAUAAGCGCCGGCUAUGCUGUUAAGGAUGCCAAUCAAACUGAGUUGUUGGAGCAAGAGCCAUUCACAUUGGAAUCGGUAUUGCCGCCUAUGGAGGAAGUUUAUGGUUGCAAGAUUACCAAUCCAACGAAAGCGAAUAUGGAUAUAUACCGCAAAUAUGUGCAGUUCAGCAAAUUAUCGAGUGGCAAUAAUAAUGCUUUUGCGCUUUCAACCGCGGCAGCCCCGCGUGAACGUGAUAACGAAAUGGCUAAGCUAAAGCGUGGCAUAUUGAAACCAAUUAGUAAUUUUGGUACCGAUUCAUAUUUGCAAGUGAAACCGCCAACAGUGAGUGAGGAAAGUCAGAAAAUAUAUGCGGAAUAUUGCAAAGUGCCGCGUAACUUUAAUGCUGUGCCGAAAUUCGAAGAGUUCGAUGUGCUAUAUCGCUAUGUGCAAAUGCUCUAAAGUGUGUGAUUGAGUGUAUAGUGAUGUCUGAUAAAGUAUUAACAUUAACCACUAAAAGUAAUAUAAUUAUUAAGCAUAUUGUUUGUAAUCUGUCAUUUUAUGAAAAUUUUAUAUUGUUUUGUUUCGUCUUUUAUGCGCGUUAUAUUUAUUAAAAUUGUUUGCUAAUAUAUUAUCACAAUUGUAUGAUAUUGUGUCAAACACAAACUUAA
This is a messenger RNA of Zeugodacus cucurbitae (melon fly), 2937 nucleotides long. RefSeq names its product polyphosphoinositide phosphatase (gene FIG4). Bases 134 to 2728 code for a protein of 864 amino acids. Gene Ontology annotation, biological process: phosphatidylinositol dephosphorylation. Gene Ontology annotation, molecular function: phosphatidylinositol-3,5-bisphosphate 5-phosphatase activity. The record is from RefSeq and is a predicted model, not a curated record. Lineage: Eukaryota; Metazoa; Arthropoda; Insecta; Diptera; Tephritidae. The transcript is spliced from 3 exons. Gene Ontology annotation, cellular component: intracellular membrane-bounded organelle.